Molecule: messenger RNA, 1788 nt
Organism: Dichomitus squalens LYAD-421 SS1
Lineage: Eukaryota; Fungi; Basidiomycota; Agaricomycetes; Polyporales; Polyporaceae
Product: MFS general substrate transporter
Exons: 7
Coding region: 1-1788 (595 amino acids)
Biological process (GO): basic amino acid transport; transmembrane transport
Cellular component (GO): fungal-type vacuole membrane
Molecular function (GO): basic amino acid transmembrane transporter activity
Source: RefSeq, a predicted model, not a curated record
AUGGACUCUGCCUCACAUCCAAAGUCGAAAUGGGGCUUUCAUGUCUCCACAGCAAUCAAAUGGAAGCUUAUGCUAUUUGCGGCGCUCUUGGUUCCCGUAGUCUUUGAGACGCUGGACUACACAGUUGUCGCCACGGCACAGGUGCAUAUUGCCUCCGUCUUCAACCGCGUUGACCUUCAAAGCUACAUCGGGACAGUCUACCUGCUCACUUCCACUGUCUCCCUCCCGUUAUUCGCCUCACUAGCCGACGUCUGGGGCCGUCAUUGGUCGCUCCAGUUUGCCCUGCUUCUCUUUACUGUCGGCAGCGCGAUCAGCACGGGAGCGCAGAACAUGGCUACAAUGCUUGUCGGUCGUGGUAUUGCAGGUAUCGGUGCGGGUGGUAUGAUGGCGGUGGUCCGUAUCAUCCUGUCAGAUUCCCGCUCCCUGGACGACAAUAACUUGCAACAGUCCAUGCUAUUCUUCCUGUUCACGAUCGGGUACUGCGUGGGUCCCGUUAUCGGAGGCGCACUGACGACAGUCUCCUUCCGCUGGAUCUUCGCUAUCAACUUGCCGUGCUGCGCUGUGGCGAUUGUCCUUUGUUUUAUUAUCCUCCGCGGCCGCACCAAGGGCUCCCAGCCCCGCCACAACCCACUCAACCAGGACGAGUUCACCUCAGCCGAGGACGAGACGUUCUUCACGAAGUUCAUGCGCAUCGAUUGGGUUGGCGCGCUCUUGUUCAUGGGCGGCGGCGUCACCGUCCUCCUCGCGCUCAACUGGGGCUCCACGGGCGAGUGGUCCUCUGCGCGCGUCAUCGCGUGCUUCAUCGUCUCUGGGGUGAUGUACGUCGCGUGGGUAGCGUGGGAGUACGUCCUCGAGCGUAAGGCCGAAGUGGGCAGGGUGAGCCGCAACCCGCUCAUGAACACUGACCCGAUGAUCCCGCUCGCGCUGUUCACGUCGUUUGACCUGUGCGUGUCGCAGUACGCGAUCUUCGUGUCGGGCCUCGUCAUGCUCGUCAUGUUCUAUUUCGUCGCGAUCUUCUUUACGAUUGUCGGCGGGCUGUCGGGCACGGGCGCGGGGACCCAAUUGCUGUACUUCGUGCCCGGUCUUGCCGGGGGCUCGCUGUCGUCGAUGGUCAUGGUUAGACGUCUGCGGCAGCCGAAGGUGCCCAUUGUCCUGGGGACCUUGAUUAUCACCAUAGCACUGGGCUUGGUUUCGUGGGCCGUUGACCGCAAUGACAAGGGCCAGGUCAACGGUUUCCUCGUUAUGACUGGCGUAGGCGUUGGCAUGACCAUCGGCCCUCUCGCCGUGCAGGCCCGUUUCUCGCAGCCUGAACAUCGCAACGCUGUCGUCGCCGCGCUCAACCUCUUCAGUCGGGCUCUCGGAGGGACAGUCGGCCUCGCGCAAUGUGGUGCCGUCCUCAACGGCAAAGUGACGCAUUCGCUCCACGCGCUCGCCCAUUCGGGCAUGCUGUCGCCCUCGGAUACCGCGCUCCUGCAGAACGGCCUGUCGUCCGGCAUCUCGUCCCUGCAGAGCAUCGGCUCGCUUCCGCCCGACGUGCAGCAGCUCGUCAAGGGCGCGUUCCAGCAGGGCACGCGAUGGGCGUUCAUCUCGCUCGUGCCGUGGUCGGGCCUCGCGUUGGUGUUGACGUUGUUCCUAUCGAAAAUUGGCGAUCCAGAUCGCGAAGGGCGCGUCGCGGCGAAGGUGGUUGUGCAGGAGAAGGAGGCGGCCUCGCAUUCGACGGAGGAGGCGAAGAGAAUGGACGACUCGGAGCCGAUCGUCGCGUAUACGCAACGCAUAGGACACGUAUGA